Messenger RNA from Spea bombifrons (plains spadefoot toad), 4503 nucleotides. RefSeq names its product oocyte zinc finger protein XlCOF7.1-like. The coding region runs from base 127 to 4173 and encodes 1348 amino acids. Gene Ontology annotation, biological process: regulation of DNA-templated transcription. The transcript has 10 exons. Lineage: Eukaryota; Metazoa; Chordata; Amphibia; Anura; Pelobatidae. The record is from RefSeq and is a predicted model, not a curated record.
AGUCGAGGAGCCGGGCUUUGUCUGCCUGUUCCGCCUGUGGUUAUUGGCAGAGCUCUGGGGGAUCGUGCUUCAGGCUGCUGUUACCCAAUAUUGCCCACGCAGGGAGGGUCCGUCUGCCGAGCGACCAUGAAGCGAGACAGUAACCGGGUGACCGAGAGGAUCCUCAAUCUCACCCUGGAGAUCAUCUACCUCCUUACCGGAGAGGACUAUACUGUCGUGAAGAAGUCUGGGGCCGGGAUUGUUCGGCACAGCAACCUGCGAUCCUCCAGAGCCCAGAGCCCCGGCUCGGCGCCUCCAUCCCUCUCAGCUUUAAAAACCAGUAACCAUGACAACAGGAUCCUGGAACUGACCGACAAGAUCAUUAACCCUCUAAUUACCGAGGUCCCUGUAAGGUGUGAAGAUGUCGCCGUUUAUCUGUCUGUAGAGGAGUGGAAAUAUUUAGAAGGACACAAAGACAAUUACAAGGAUGUGAUGACAGAGACCCCCUGCGGCUCGCCAGGUGCAUCCGAGGCCUCCCAGCCCAGCGCCCCUUCCAAACGUGAGGGCAAAGAUCAGAACAUUCCCAGAAAUGACCCGGCGGCUGCCCAAGUCUCGCACGUGUGCAAGAGGAGGAAACGGCAACGGAAGAGUAUGAGAAAAAUCAGCCGAGAAUCUCCCGCCUAUGAAGAUGGAAACCUUACAGACGCUGCCCCCGACGUGUGUCCAGAGCGUGCUCAGGCUUUACCGAGGCGGGUCAGAGAAGAGUCGUCGUCAGGCGAAGAAGGCAGUGAGCCCAGAGAAGAGACGCCAUAUUUAUCCGGUCUGUCCAGAGACGGCACAGCCUCGGGUGAUGAGGGAGGCAUCAUAGACCUUGAUGCUUAUACCCCAGCAGAGCACGUGGAGGCAGAUUACGUCACUACGCUGGUUAAGGAGGAAUCAAACUCAUGCGAGGAAGUCAUAUCUGGAGACGUUUAUUCCACUUCAGAAUGUACCUUCGGCCGCCUCAAAGCCGGAUUAGCCUCCCGCGAGGAUGGAGAUGUGACGGACGCCGAGGCUUACGCCCCGACGGACUAUCCGUCUGUUUAUGUAAAGGACGAGUCUGCGUCGUGCGAGGAGGGACAUUUCCCUGAGUUUUACUCGUCUGCGGAGCAUGCGGGAUUCCCAAUGACGCAUCCGAUGAGGAGCCGCAAACUGCUCCGUGGCGCUCAGAGUAAGACUCCGUUUGCUGCAAAGUACAAAGAGUUUGAGCGUUACGGUAACAAGUCGCCCUCCACUUCUUACGACAUCAGGCAGCCGCCAGACAUGCUGUACGACUGCUCCGAGUGCCAGGAAUUCUUCACUAGCUUCUCUGAUUUUCUUAAGCAUCAGAACGUUCACAAAGCACGGAAUCCGGUGCUGCCAUCCUCCGAAUACGGAAGCUACCUGUGCUACGAGCCGGAGCUUGGCCGAGAUCCAAACGUGGACGACAAGCCCUUCAUCUGCAGCGAUUGCGGGAAGUGGUUUCGCUCAAAUUCCGAUCUCCGCAAACACCAGAGGAUCCACACCGGGGAGAAGCCGUACGUGUGUUCAUACUGCGGCAAAUGCUUCACCAAAAACUCCCACCUCGUUCGGCACCAGCGGAUCCACACGGGAGAAAAGCCCUUCGCCUGCGCGGACUGCGGCAAAGGCUUCACCAACAAAUCCAAUCUCAUCACCCAUCAGCGCAUCCACACCGGGGAGAAGCCUUAUUCCUGUGUCGUGUGCGGCAAAUGCUUCGGUGGCAAAAGCGAUCUCAACAGACACAUUAAGAUCCACUCGGGAGAGAAGCCCUUCAUCUGCUUCGAAUGUGGCAACUGCUUUGGGCGUAAAACCCAACUAAACAGCCACCUGAAGACUCACGUCCGAGAGAAGCCCGUCUGGAUCCUGGAAUCUGGGAUGAGUCUGGAUCCUGGAAUCUGGGAUGAGUCUGGGUCGUGCUGGUGGGAUUUGCCUGUGAAUAAUCUGAUUGGCUUUUUACUAGAGGCUGAUCCAAAAUCACAGAUAAUGGAGAAAGAAUCCAGCCUGAUGGCAGAGAAGAUAUUAAACCUCACCCUGGAGAUUAUCUGCCUGCUGACUGGAGAGGAAUAUGUUGUCAUGAGGAAGACCAGAGGUUGCCUUAUAAAUGGCAGCUCUUCCAUUGUGUCUCGUCCAACAAUCCACGAGAGGAACCGCGAGCAGAAGAUCCUGGAACUGACCAACAAGAUAAUGUCCCUGCUGACUGGAGAGGUUCCUGUAAGGUGUGAUGAGGUCACUGUAUGUGCCUCCAUCAGAGAGCUAGAGAGUGCAGGAGGACCUAAAGACCCCCAGACAAAGGUGAACAAGGGGGACCACGAAACCGUCGGCUCGCCAGAUGAAUCAGGGUCGUUGGAUCAGUCACGGGAGCCACACAGCAACGAGUUUACCGCAGAUUGUGUAAAUAUCAAUGAGAGGACUAAACAUAUGAAGGCUCCAAAACGCCUAAAAUCGCAGACACAAGGUGCUCAGCAGGCCAACCCUGCUGGAGCUCCAAGCCCUGUUUCAGCCUCGCAUGAAGACUUUCCAAACAUUAACAUCUCUGCAUCCCCCAGACCUUCACUCGUGGAGUCACCUCAUGUUAAGGAGGAAUCAUCGACCAUGUGCAAUGGAAAUAAAUUCCCUGGGGCCACAGAACAGAAAGAUUAUACCGCGGUCUGUAUUAAGGAGGAACCGGCCUCACAUCAAGACAUCAGCCCCUCUGCGACAAGAACUUCUACUCCCACCCGGCCAGAUCUAACAUCUCCUCGUGUAAAGGAGGAGCCUGCCUCGCGUGAUGACGGAGAUGUCGCCGGUAUUUCUACCCCCGCAGAAUACACGUCCAUUUGCAUUAAGCAAGAAUCUGACUCAAGCGAUGACCCCGACAUUUAUAGAUCCCCAGACCGGACACGGAGAGCAUGCGUAUCAAGAAACACUGACGGUGAAUCCACGUGUCCCCCCACAGACACUGUUUACAGCUGCUCCGAGUGCCCAGAAAUGUUUAGUACUAGAGCUGGGAUGAUCGGGCACCGGCAGGUGCACAGGAUGCGGGUUUUGUCCUGUUCUGAAUGUGGAGAACAGUUCUGUGAUGAGUCCGAGUUGAUCUCCCAUGAAAAAACGAUCCACGUGGGGAGCCCUUCCUUUAUCUGUUCCUACUGCGGGAAAAGCUUCAAAAAGAACUCCCACCUCUCGGCCCACCAGAGGAUUCACACAGGGGAGAAGCUCUUCAUCUGUUCUUACUGUGGGAAGCUUUUCACCAAGAACUCCCACCUCGUCAGACACUGUCGGAUCCACACAGGAGAGAAGCCAUUUUCCUGUGCUGAGUGUGGGAAGUGUUUUAACAGGAAGACAAAUCUCGUCACCCACCAGAAGAUCCACAGUGGAGAGAGGCGCUUUGUAUGCCCCGAGUGUGGGAAACGCUUUUAUUUUAAUGCCGACCUCAGCCGCCACCAGAAGACUCACAUGGGAGAGAAACCCUUUGAAUGCAACAAAUGUGGAAAAUGCUUCACUAAGAAGCUACACCUUGUGGCGCAUCAGAAACUCCACUCCGGCGAGAGACGCUAUGACUGUGCCGACUGCGGGAAAAGCUUCACUAAUAACGGCCAUCUUCUUCAGCAUCGAAGGACGCACACAGGAGAGAAGCCAUUUCCGUGCGUGGAUUGUGGGAAGUCUUUCAUCAAUAAAGCCAACCUCGUGGCGCAUGAAAAAAUUCACGCUGGGGGUCGAUCUGUAAUCUGCUCAGACUGCGGGAAAUGUUUCAGGGGUAAUGCAGACCUCCACAAACACCAGCUAGUUCACUCAGGAGAUAAGCCGUUCGUUUGUGGUUAUUGCAGAAAAUGUUUUACCAAAAAGUCCCAUCUGGUGACACAUCAGCGAAUUCACACGGGGGAGAAGCCGUUUGCGUGUCCAGAGUGUGGGAAAGGAUUCACCAGCAAAGCCAACCUGAUCACGCAUCAGAGGAUCCACACAGGAGAGAAGCCAUUCUCCUGUGCGGAGUGCGGGAAAAGCUUUGGGGGCAAGAGUGACCUCAACCGACACAAGAGGAUCCACACAGGGGAGAAGCCGUUCUCCUGCUCCGAGUGCGGUAAGCGCUUUGGACACCGGAGCAAUCUGAACAACCACGUCAGGAUCCACAUUGUGGAGAGAUCGCUUGCUUUCCACGGAGCUGCUGUGUUCUCUGAGUAGCCAAUUCCGAUUGAAGCCCAUGUGGUUAGAACUUAUUGCUGUAUGUCAUUGAUACGGGGAGGAAGGAGCCCUGAUUUUUAGCAGUGGGGCGGAAAAUCCGGCAGAAUCAGCGGCUUCGUAACAAGCACUCCAACCUGCUUUAACCAACAGGACACUGGUGCUCUUACCUGUGCACUUUUCUUUUUCUGCCCCAAUAGCUAUAAAAUAUUCACAUGCAAGUAAUAUAGAAAGCCAGACCCUGCUGGCAGAUGAGCCCCAUCCAUCCCGUCUGUAAAGACUAAAACCUUAAACAAUUGUUGAGCCACGUACAUAUGCUGUGCAUGUUUAAAU